Trichoplax adhaerens is the source of this 1182-nucleotide messenger RNA. RefSeq lists its product as uncharacterized. Gene Ontology annotation, biological process: cytoplasmic translational initiation. Bases 1 to 1182 code for a protein of 393 amino acids. The record is from RefSeq and is a predicted model, not a curated record. Gene Ontology annotation, molecular function: RNA helicase activity; translation initiation factor activity; ATP binding. Gene Ontology annotation, cellular component: cytoplasmic stress granule. NCBI's taxonomy places the organism in Eukaryota, Metazoa, Placozoa, Uniplacotomia, Trichoplacea, Trichoplacidae. The transcript is spliced from 9 exons.
AUGCCAAGGGCUAAUAUAAAGAAAAAUUUUUUUUACAAAGGAAGAGAAAGGACUGUUGAUGUCAACACAUAUGAGUCCGGAGAUUUUGCAAGCUUACUGCUAUCACAAAAUGUUUUACGAGGCUUACGAGAUGCUGGAUAUAUUAAACCAUCUCCGAUACAAUUAAAAUCAAUUCCAGUCGCACGUUGUGGAUUAGAUCUAAUCGCACAAGCGAAAUCUGGAACUGGCAAGACGUGCGUAUUUGUCGUCGUUGCUUUAGAAAUCGUUGAUCUAACUAUUUGUUCCCCUCAGGUUUUAAUUCUAGCACCGACGCGAGAAAUUGCAAUACAAAUUAACCAAGUUGUGAAUACUAUUGGUAAAUUUGUUGGAGGGUUAUCAUCACAAGUCUUUAUCGGAGGCUUACCGGUUAAAUUGGAUAAUCAAAAAACUAAAAACUGCCACUUAGCGGUCGGAACGCCCGGUCGUGUCCUUCAACUGAUUGAAUCGGGUGCUUUAGCAACUAAAUCUAUUAGAUUAUUCGUACUAGAUGAAGCUGAUAAGCUACUCGAAAAGAAUUUCACGGAACAGCUUAACCAAAUCUUUAAGCAUUUGCCGACAUCAAAGCAAAUAUUGGCGCUAUCAGCAACAUAUCCUGAAUGUUUGACAAAAUUAUUAAUUAAAUGCAUGAAGAACCCACAAGUUAUAAGGCUGGAUAGCAAAAGACCAGUUCUUCAUGGCGUAAAGCAAUAUUUUUGUAAGAUUUCGUCGUACGCACUUUCUCAUAAAAUAUUCUCACUUAAGAUCGACAAAUUAAGUUAUAUCUUAACUAAAAUCCCUUUUCAUCAGUGCCUCGUAUUUUCAAACUACCAAACAGUGUCGGUAUUACGAGCAAUACUCCAGAAGGAUCGAAUGGAUGCUAUAAAAAAAAUGAACGAUUUUUCUUGUCGUGUAUUGAUUUCAUCCGACCUGACCGCACGAGGAGUAGAUAUCGAGAAUAUAGACCUAGUUGUAAAUUUGGAUUUACCAAAUGAUCCCGAAACUUAUCUGCAUCGAGUUGGAAGAGCAGGUCGAUUUGGUAAUACAGUAGAUUGUUUUACCCCAUUCCAGUUAGAUAUCCAAUUGAAAUACUGUAUAACAAAGCCGGGCGUUAAUCUAAUUUACGCUAGGAAGUUCCGGAAUUGCCAUCACCCUUACAACCGCUGA